This is a messenger RNA of Mizuhopecten yessoensis (Yesso scallop), 1691 nucleotides long. RefSeq lists its product as uncharacterized. NCBI's taxonomy places the organism in Eukaryota, Metazoa, Mollusca, Bivalvia, Pectinida, Pectinidae. The record is from RefSeq and is a predicted model, not a curated record. The coding region runs from base 40 to 1161 and encodes 373 amino acids. The transcript is spliced from 9 exons.
CAGCACUGAAGGAGACACCACGUAUGUACAGGUAGUAAGAUGACGGGCGUAGCUGCACCACCAAAUUUCAUGCCGCCGGGUCUGGUGCAGGAGGCACACCCCGAGUUGUUUGACCUGCGGGCCUUGCCAGUACCCCCAGAGGAAGCCAAGCCCGGUCAGCUUCCCCAGCACAUGAUCAGACAGUUCUUUGAGGAGGGGUAUGUACUGGUACCAGAGUUUUUCCGCCUGGAGGAGCUGGAGCCGUGUCGCCAAGCAGCGGAGAGACUGGUGGAAAAACUGGCUCAGAAACUCUACAAGGGCGGCAAAAUCAAAAACCUAUACAAGGAGUACGGUUUUUUUGAACGAUUGACCCACAUAGAUAAGGAGUUUCCAGGAGCCAACAUUAUCCUGCUGAAAUAUCCAGAUCUGUGCGAGGAAUUUAAGAAGCUGUGGACUAAUGAGCGCCUGUUGAACGUUGUGGAGCAGCUCAUCGGGCCCGAGAUAAAUGGACAUCCCCUUUGGAACCUCCGCACCAAAACUCCUCAAAACGAGGCUACUACAGUACCAUGGCAUCAAGACAGUGCCUAUCUGGACAAUGAAUGCUACGCGACGUUACAGGUCGCUGCUUGGAUACCACUCCUGGACACGACUGCUCACAAUGGCUGUAUGCAGAUGGUCCAAAGAGGCCACAGGACAGGCCGAAUAGCUACUCAUCAGUGUUGUGACGGAGGCACCUGGUACGUAAUGCUGGACGAGCAAGAGAUGGUGAAAAGUCUAGGUACAAACCUGGAUACAGACAUUGUCACGUGCGAGGUCCCCUACGGCGGAAUGCUGUUAUUCAAUAACAUCAUACCUCAUAGAAGCCUCAUAAAUUUGUCAAACGACAUCCGCUGGAGCUUUGACCUACGCUGGCAGAAACCUGGCCUACCUAAUGGAUUCUACGGUCUGAAGGAGGGCGUGCUAAUGAGGACUGCCAAAGAUCCAAACUUUAAAAUAUCGUGGGAGAACUUCGACAGAACUGUCCGCCACAAACUCCUGCGAAGUGCGGCUGUGGAGGAGGAAGAGGAUGAGUUUGACACGACAGUUCCAGGACCAUGGAUGAAAAAAUGGGAGAUUGUGCACGUGAACCAUCAUGUAGACAGCUACAGAGCGGACCUAGCUAGGACAAGUGAGGUCCAGUAACUGACCAGCGGACCUAUCUAGGACAAGUGAGGUCCAGUAACUGACCAGCGGACCUAGCUAAGACAAGUGCGGUCCAGUAUCUGACCAGCGGACCUAGCUAGGACAAGUGAGGUCCAGUAACUGACCAGGGGACCUAGCUUGGACAAGUGAGGUCCAGUAACUAACCACCAAUUGUCAGAAGAACAAACUCAAUCCCUAUGUGUCCUAAGCGUUGUUAAUCAUUAUCAAGUUGCAAUGCUCAAUAAUCCUAUUUAUUGACUGUCGGUUUGCCAGUAUGUUACGGCAUUUUAAAUCAUUGGUUAAAUAUUAUAUGUGUUUAGUUGCUUUUAAUUUUAAAUAAAAUUAAUAAUGAAUUAGUGGAUUUAUCAAACAAGUACUUAAAUUAAGCAGGGUUCAAUUCGAAACAGUAAACCGUUUUAUAAGUUAUUAAAGUGUAUUUAACUCAAUAUCAAAACCUGUGGUUGUUUUAUAAGGUAUUAAAGUGUGUUUGACUCAAUAUCAAACCCGUGGUUGUUUUAUAAGGUAUUAAA